Ictalurus furcatus (blue catfish) is the source of this 5752-nucleotide messenger RNA. RefSeq names its product zinc finger protein 41. The record is from RefSeq and is a predicted model, not a curated record. The transcript is spliced from 3 exons. Gene Ontology annotation, biological process: regulation of transcription by RNA polymerase II. Gene Ontology annotation, molecular function: DNA-binding transcription factor activity; RNA polymerase II cis-regulatory region sequence-specific DNA binding. Bases 1232 to 2383 code for a protein of 383 amino acids. NCBI's taxonomy places the organism in Eukaryota, Metazoa, Chordata, Actinopteri, Siluriformes, Ictaluridae.
CACAAGUGGUCACUGAUCUGAUCACAUGGAUAGGAUGUUAAUGCCAGGUGUGAACAGGGCCUAAGACAAUAAACUAUGACUUAACUACCAUGCUAAAAUGACCCACAAAGUAUGGUUGGGUCCAAAUAUGGGCCAGAUGUUUUUGCCAUCUGAGUAAGGAGCACCCUUUUCAACACAAAAUAGAGAAAGUGGAUGACUUACACCCUUGUGCACACCAAUGAGGACUAGAAGGCUGCAAGUGCACCACUGUGUACAGAGCAUCACUCUGUUAAAAUGAGCCUGAUGAAUAUGGUGAUCCUCCAGCUCUAACAAUGAUGGUUGUGGUCGAAAGUUGAUCCAUUACGCUUUGGGCUUACAUGCAUGCACAUUGUAGGCACAAGCAAUCGUGCAUAGUCUUCGGCAUUCUUGCAACGUGCCUUUUGGGGCGAUAAAUCCUAAACGGGUUUAACUUUAUGACUUGUAAUAUGCUAAAAUUGACACAACUUGGCAAUUUGUAGUGGUAUAGGCCUGUGGUUUUCAAAGUGGGGGCCGCCAGGGGGCGCCGGGGGGGCCUCAACAAUUUGGUGUGAAAAAUAAAUAAAUGUCUGUUUUCUCUUUCUCACUCUCAGACACACACACACACACACACACACACACACACAAAAAAAUGAAUUCCUAAUGUAAUGUAAAGAUGUAAGAUGUCAUUAUUAAUAAAAAAAAAAGGGGGGGGGGAUAUAUUCAGAAGUCUGUAUUUUUUAUGUGUUUUAAAGACAUCUUGCAAAAGGGUGGCCUCAGUCAUAUUUUAAUGCCAUUUGGGGGGCCUUGCCCUGGAAAAGUUUGGGAACCCCUGGUAUAGGCUAAUUCAGGUUUAAGUCCAUAUUUCAUAUUCUCAUACAAAAAAACGUUUAAAACAUGAUUCUGUGUAUUAAACCUGCAUCGAGAAACAAGUUUUAUUGAAAGGUCUCCACAACUGUUUUAUUUCUUAACAUAUACUUGCAUAAAUGCUCUCUUAAUGCUGGUGAUUUCAUCGGUGACUUUAGUUAAUGCAACCCGAAGACUUUUAUUUUGAUAGAAGCGGAGAUGAGGUGAACGCGGAAUUGUUACUUAAUUGACAAACCUACGAAUUAGCAGUUUAGCACGCUCGAGUUCCGAAAAGGCCUCUAUCGUUUUAUAGCACUACGACUCCAUAUUUUUUUUAAAAUAUCUUAUCAUUUAAUCUGUCACAACAAUCUACCCAGCGCUUAAGGAGAGGAUGGCGAAUUACCGCGCAUUUCACACACAGCUUACGACCAUCAUGGAAACCCUGACUCGGGCAGCAGUGGCGGAGAUCUGUGAGCUUGUGGAUGACGGAUACGCGAUUUUACACAUGGAGAUUUCACGGCAUCAGAAGGAGAACGAAGAACUCAGGCGGAAACUUCAGCUGAUCGAGUCCAUUGUUGCUGCGCGCGGAUACAGCGAUGAGACCGCGGCCGUGCAGGAGGCCACGAGCCGCCGCGCUCGAGCGGAGUUACGAGAUUCAGAGGAGCAGGCUCUUGUCACAGUGCAAGUCAAAGAGGAAGGUCAGGAGCCACCAAAUGAUGAUGAUGAUGAUGAUGAAACAGUUGCUGUGGUAACUGGUGACUCUCCAGAUGAGGAAGUCAUAGAGCUCUUGUCACAUAAAGUCCCAUCAGAUACAGCCUCUGCAAAUGACAACCUCCAUGCACACUCACUCACAGAUACACACUCCCCGAGUCUUCCCCCACACAUACUCACAGACACGCACUCACACACUGAGGAGUCACAACACUCCAGCGUGGACCUGACAGCCUCUGAUGAACCUCUCUGUUCUUUUAACACACAGAGUAAUGUGCACUCACUAUCUGACACGCACACUGAUGCCACUGGUCAUAGCUGCUCAUUUCCCGAUAAGAUGUGUACGAAGAGAGAGCCUAUGGUGUCUGAUCUGAAUCUUACUUUGGACUGGAGCACACACACAGUGCAUAACACACUAUCACAUUCCCACACUUCCUCAGCUGGAAAUGUCACAAGGACAUUUGCUGCCCACAGUUCCCCUCUCUAUUCUGCACAGCACUUGCUUGGACUGGGUAAUGUGGCUGGGCUGGGGUUGUUUGGAGGACGUGGUUCCUUGCAAGGGGUUGGAGUUGGUAAGAGGCAUUUUAUCUGUUCCAUCUGCGGCAAGAACUUCACCACAGCACAGAGCCUAGACACACACAUGCGCAUACACACAGGUGAGCGUCCAUACCGCUGUGAACAGUGUGGCAAGCGCUUUACUCAGUCUGGUCACCUUACAGCACACCAGACCGUUCACACUGGAGAAAGACCGUAUGAGUGCACACACUGUGGCAAGCGUUUUGCAGGCAAGCAGUACUUGCGAAUACACACCAAGAAACACCAUCCUGAGUAACAAGAUUUCAGACACCACAGAAAAUACACACUAAUGUGUGUGUAUAUAUACACUAAUCCAUGAUGCACUACACUGAGUACUUGUGCUUACUCACACAUACGUGCACUGUAGUGGACAUUGAAACAAGCUAAUGCACGAAUGAAAUACGUGUUUAGAAUUCCAACACACUAAAACUACUGCACAAAUGUAUUUUGGAGUUGGCUUAUUAGCAAUGUUUCAGUUACAAAAUCUAAAUAUAAAUUGAAAUUAAAUGACAAUUCUACACAAAAGAUUUAAUUUAAAGUCAGGAAGGCCUUUUGUAGGCAUAUAGCGAAGAACAUGAGCUACUGGUGAAGUUCAUGAGUACUACAGGGACUGAACUUGGUUCUGUACACUACACAGAGGAAGAACACACCGGAAGAAGGCAGGGAAUUCCACCUGUCUCUGCCAUAAUAAAACAUACAUGUAAAACACAAGGAAAGCAUCUGAUUUUUUUUUAUUAUUAUUUUAAACAUGGUUUUUCCUUAGGGAAGAGAUCAUAAAUUUGGUCUGAUGCAUUUAUCUUUGGAUGGCAGAAUAACGACAGACGCUUGGGUCAUAUUUUACCUACAGUGGGUGUAAGAAGAUGAGCCACACAACAAAUACACAAUUGAAUGUUGGCUUUCACUUUGAUUUACAGACUGCUGAAGCUGUUAGAGCUCAGGGAUGUUUAUGUAGCUCAGUAUAUUACUACGAGCCAUGCAGUAGCAGCUGUUCUCUUGAUCACAAAAUAUGUUUCUUGCAGCUACAUCUACAAACCCAAUUCCAAAAAAAUUGGGACAGCAUGGAAAAUGCUAAUAAAAACAAAGAGGAGUGAUUUGUAAAUGUAUUCUGACUUGUAUUUAAACAAAAAGCAUAUAAAGACAAGGUAUUUGAUGUUUUACAUAAUCGAAUGCAUAGUUUUUUGAAGAUAAUUGUUUAUUUUGAAAUCGAUGCAUGCAACAUGUUCCAAAACAGUUGGGACAGGAACACCAUUCGCCGCUGCAUCCACAGAUGCGAGUUAAGGCUUUACUAUGCAAAGCAGAAGUCAUACAUCAGCACAGUCCGGAAGAGCCACCAACUUCUCUGGGCUCGGUCUUAUCUGCAAUGGACAGUAGCACAGUGGAAUCGUUUUUUGUGGUCCGACGAGUCAACAUUUCAAAUAGUUCUUGGACAAAACAGCCGUUGUGUUCUCCAGGACGAAGAGUAAAAGGACCAUCCAAGUUGUUAUAAGCGUCAGGUCCAAAAGCCAGCAUCUGUCAUGGUAUGGGGAUUUGUCAGUGCCCAUGGCAUGGGUUACUUGCACAUCUGUGAGGGUACCAUUAAUGCAAAAAGAUAUGUACACAUUUUGGAGCAACAUAUGCUGUCAGCCAGAGCAGGACAACGUAAAACCAGAUUCUGCCCGGAUAAUAAGUGCAUGGUUGCAUAAGCAGAGUGUGGGUGCUAACAUGGCCUGCCUGCAGACCUGUUCUGUCUCUGAUUGAGAAUGUGUGGUGCAUUAUAAAGCGCAAAAUAAGGCAAUGAAGGCUCUGUACAGCUGAGCAGCUGAAGAAAUGCAUAAUGGAUGAAUGGGUGAAAAUUCCACUUGCUAAACUUAAUCAACUGGUGUUGUCAGUGCCCAAACACUUAAUAAGCCUUAUUAAAAGAAAAGGUGAUGUUACACAUUGGUAAACAGUCGACUGUCCCAACUUUUUUGGAGUGUGUUGCAAUGUGUUUUUGAUAUAGCACAGGGUGAUUUGAAUUUUCAAAUGACUUUUUGUUUUUUUCAUUUUCCAUACUGUCCCAACUUUUUCGGAAUUGGGGUUGUAUUUAAGGUGGAACUUUGGUAGACUGACCCUGUAGCAGUCUUCAUCUGACAUGUAGUGCAGCUAAGCAGAUACAAACACUUGCAUGUAUAAAAUUCAGAAUAAGUUUUAAAGAAGUUAAUUUGUUCUUGUUAUUCUUUAAUAUGAUGUAUAUUACAUCUAAGGCCUGGGUUAUACUUGUGGUUUAUACAUGUGACUAUGCAUGUAUAAGCUUGUCCUGCACAUUUGGAGGAUUAAAAGUGCCAUCCUUUAGAUGGAACAUCAAAGCCAAAGCCUCCUUGUCCAUCAGGUGUCAAUAUUGACCAAUAAAAUAUUUAGCAACUUAAUUUUAUGUUUGUGCAGUCACUUAGAGAUAUUAAAUCCACAGUUGCGCUCUGUUGGUUUCUUUUAAAUACUGUUCAAUUCAGUUUUAUUUGUAUAGCACUUGUAACAAUGGAUAUUGUCCCAAAGUAGCUUUACAGAAUAUAUGAAUUCAGGAUAUAGAUUUUAAAUGUAUGAAUUUAUCACUAAUGAGCCAGCCAGAGGCAACGGUGGCAAGGAAAAACUCCCUGAGACACUAUGAUGAAGAAACUUAAGAGGAACCAUCCUUAGCUGGGUGACACUGGAUAGUGCAGUUAUAAAUAAAUCCCUUCUAUAACUGUGUACUACAUGGUCAAAUAGUGCAAUUGUGUAACCAGGAAAUUCAUUACAGUUUUUACAUGAAGUAUGUUUUGUUGAACUUAUCCACUGUUCACUGAUGGAGACUUGAGCGAAAAACUGCCAAUUGCAGUCUUAAAGCUAUCAUAGCGUAACUGUUCAUAUGAAUUUAGGCCCAAAGCCACCUUUAUGGUUUUUAAAUGGUCCCAUUCUCAGUAAUGUCAAUGAUCUUUAGGCUGCACUAUGUGGGGCUAUCCUCAGUAAUCGAUUCUGCCUCCAUCAUAAUCAUGACCUAUGCCUUGAGUCAAAAAAUAUGACCUUCCAUUCAAAUAUACUCAGCAAAAAAGAAAUGUCCUCUCACAUUCAACUGCUUUUAUUUCCACCAAAUUUCUUAAUGCGUAAAUAUUGGUAUUAACAUAAAAAGAUUCAACAACUGACACACAAACUGAACAAGUUUCACAGACAUUUGAAGAACAGAAAUGGAAUAAUGAGUCCCUGAACAACGGGGGUGAAUAUCAAAAGUAACAGUCAGUAUCUGGUGGCCACCAGCUGCUUUAAGUACUACAGUGCAUCUCAUCCUCAUGGAAUGCACCAGAUUUGUCAGUUCUUGCUGUGAGAUGUUACCCCACUCUUCCACCAAGGCAUUUGCAAGUUCACGUCUGGGGGGGGGACAUGUUUUCACUGCAAGGACGAUCAACUGUCCUUCCUGUCUCCCCUGCAGCACUGUAUUAGGCGUCUUACAUUACAGACACUGCAGUUUAUUGCUCUGGCCACAUCUGCAGUCCUCAUGCCUCCCUGCAGCAGGUCUAUGGCAUGUUCACGCAGGUGAGCAGGAACCCUAGGCAUCUUUCUGCUGGUGUUUUUCCAGAGUCAGUAGAAAGGUCUCUUUAGUGUCCUAAGUUAUUGUAACUGUGACCUUAAUUGCCUACCA